Molecule: messenger RNA, 1043 nt
Organism: Triticum aestivum (bread wheat)
Lineage: Eukaryota; Viridiplantae; Streptophyta; Magnoliopsida; Poales; Poaceae
Product: zinc finger protein 692-like
Exons: 1
Coding region: 1-882 (293 amino acids)
Source: RefSeq, a predicted model, not a curated record
AUGGCCGCCGGCGCAGGCCGCAUGCCCACGAACCGACUUGUUGAUAAUCAGCCUUCGCUACCACCAGCAAUCUCAAUACCAUGCUCCACGCACCACCCUAGUCGUGGACUCAGCUCCGAGGAGGAGAACCUCGCUUUUUCUCUGAUGAUGCUGGCCAACGGCAUCCGGGAUGAGUAUCAUGUAUUCCUUGACUAUGAUACAAUGCGACCACCGCCGCUGCCUUUGCCACCACACAUGGUAGAUAUUCCGGUGAGCGUAGCCCGCGAUUUAGCCCAGGGUGUACUGGCGGCCGAGGUGACCAGCCAAACAUCGGCUUCGGUGGUCGUGGUUGCUCCAAGGCAAGGUCCCACACAAGCGCCGCCACCGUUGUCGGUAGUCGUCAUCGGGGCAAAUCUGGUGCUAGAGCAGGUGGUCCCGUUGACCCAAGCGCCACACCUGGUGAUUGUGACUCAAGCGGCCCCUGCUCUGGCAUUGGCAUCCACCCAAGCACGACAAGUUGUCGCGAAGAACAAAGUGCCAUUCAACAAGCCCAACAAAGCGUCCACACAACCAAUCAAGCCAUGCAAAUCGCUCAAGGCUGUGGUCACGACGGUGGAGAACCAAGUGCUGCAGCAGGGGAGCCAACAACUGUUACACGAGUGGCCCGUGUGUGUCAAGAGGUUCAACAAGUCUCGGGGCCUUAAUGUGCACAUGAAAACCCAUCCAGAUGGGAGAUUGCACCCAUGUGUGUGGUGCAUGAGCACUUUCCCCAACUCCUCUACGCUUCGCUCACACGUCAGGCGCAACAAUACUUGCGGUGGAAACAAGCCAAGAAAGCUUGGGCCCGUGGCCGCGGCGGCGAUAGCAUGGCACACCAUCAACCUGAACAUGCCGGAGAUUUAAUUAGGCCGACGAUGGAGAAGGAGGAGGAGGACACCGACAAAGAACAUGUGGUUGGUGUGUUAAUGCGAUAGCAGAUGUCAGUUUCUAGUCCUCAUAUCAGAGUCUGGCAGUUUCAAGUUGGUGAGCAGCUGUAGCUUUUAAUUUUGGUGGCUAGCUGUAAA